AAUAAUCGGUUGGUGAGAGAAGAAGGACCACAAUAAUUACUUGCACUUAAUUAUUUUUCGUUCUGAAUUUUUAGUAGAUCAUUCAUAUUUAAUCGUUGUCCACGCAGGUAAAUCAAACUUGUGUUCAAACGCAUAUCUUGCGUGUCUAGUUUAUGUUGAGUGAUUUUUAACUUUUUUUUCACUGUUAUUUGAUAUAUUUAAAUUGUUAUAAAUUUACUAGCAACUCUAGUUUAAUCUAACCUAAUACUUUUUAGAACUCAAAAAGGUGCUUUAUAUAUGUUUACAAGGAUUUUUAAAGUUUUCAAUUCGACCAAAAAUAAAAUGAAACCUUUACACUAUGUUGAUAUUUCAAGUGAAAAAGCUACAUUUGCUAUGGGUUGUUUUUGGGCACCUGACAGUCUUUUUGGCUCUACUCCAGGAGUUAUAACUACAAGAGUUGGUUACGCAGGUGGAUCAAAGCAUUUUUUACCAACAUAUAAAAAUAUUGGUGACUACACAGAAGCCAUUCAAUUACAAUAUGACCCAAAUACUGUAUCUUAUUUAGAGCUAUUAAAUAUGUUUUGGGACCAUCAUGACCCAACUGCGAAAUUUAAAAAACAGUACUCAUCAUUUAUAUAUUAUCAUAAUAAAGAACAAAAAUCAGAAGCUGAGAGGACUCUUAAUGAGAAGAAAGCUAAAGGUCUAGAUAUCCUAACUAAAAUAGAACCAGCUGGUGAAUUUUUCAAUGCAGAAGACUAUCAUCAAAAAUAUCGAUUGCGACAACAUCAAAAUCUAUGCAAAGACUUGGGUCUUGAUUCUGGAGAUGAUCUAAUAAAAUCUCAUGUAGCUGCUAGACUGAAUGGUUAUGUUGUGGGUCAAGGAGGAAUUGAUCAAUUUGAUGCAGAAUCAUUAAAACUAGGAUUAGACGAAGCUACAAUCAAAUAUGUAAGACAUUUGGUGAUUAAAUAUGAAGGUCAAGGAUUACAUUGUUAGGUAAAAUAGUGUUUUCUUUUCAUAAAUUACAUUUAUUGUGUAUUAACUUUUUGGCAUUUUGGAAUUUUAUUUAUCUUUUAUUUUUUUAAC
Molecule: messenger RNA, 1062 nt
Organism: Sipha flava (yellow sugarcane aphid)
Lineage: Eukaryota; Metazoa; Arthropoda; Insecta; Hemiptera; Aphididae
Gene: MsrA
Product: peptide methionine sulfoxide reductase
Exons: 5
Coding region: 277-972 (231 amino acids)
Molecular function (GO): peptide-methionine (S)-S-oxide reductase activity
Source: RefSeq, a predicted model, not a curated record